ACUUUGUCAAAGUAAAUUGUUUUGAUGUUGUGUUGAAGCCGACAAUUAAUUGAAUAAAGCGCUUUGAUUUAAUAUACUAAGAAUGAAUUCAAAUUCGGCACAACUUUGCCGUUUAUGUCUGGAAACUAGUGGCGGUUUUGUAAAUAUUUUCGAAAAGUUUCAAGACUCAACCGUUGCUUCAGUUUUGGUCGAACAUUUCUGGUUCCAGAUUAAUAAAGAUGACGGUAUGCCGGAAUGGGUGUGUGAAAUAUGUUGGAGCCAAACGAGAACAUUUCACCAUUUCUACAAGCGACUGGAGUUACUACAUCAGAAUUGCAUGAAUUCGAUCGUCUUGGUCAAAGUUGACGAAAUAAAGCAAGAGCGAAGAAGUUUGAGUCCUAUCGAGACAGCGUUGGAAGCUGGUCUUUUUGUAGGCAAAUGCGAAGAAGAAACGGAUAUUACAAUUAAGACUGACGAUACGCAGACACCAAGCAUGGAAAACAGUUAUGACGAAGAUGACGACGAUAAUAUGGGUGUUCAAAAUGAAGCAGAGCAAGCCAUUGACAAUGAUAACGAGCCUUCACUUGAUAAGCCUAGUAGAUAUAACUUGCUCAGUGCAUAUGAAAUCGAGCGGCAGGACGCAGAGAUUCGCAGAUUUUUCACAAUGAAAUGCGACAUUUGCAGUGACGUCGAACUCGACACUUUAGAAAAAGUGAGAAAACAUUAUCGCCAAGCGCACAAGAAACGUGGUCAUUUGAUCUGCUGUGGAAAUAAGUAUUACAAACGCUCCGGAAUACUGGACCAUAUCCAGUAUCAUGUUAAUCCAGACGCACACCGAUGCGACCAGUGUGGUAAAAGUUAUAGAAACAGAAAGAUACUGAGUGAUCACAUAAAAUGUCACGAACUCGCCCAUGACUACACAUGCAGCUUGUGUCCCAAAACUUACAUAUCCGUAGCAAAGCUGAACUAUCACAUUCGAGAAAAGCAUUCCACGGAUACGAGCGAUAAAUUUCCUUGCAACCAGUGUGACAUAAUUUUUCCGACAAGGUACAAACUGACAAGACACAUGAAAACCGUUCAUGGCCCGUCUAUAAAUCACAUUUGUGAAGGAUGCGGCCGAGCAUUCAAAAACAAACCCGAUUUGAAACACCACAUAGAAGUGGAACAUCGAACAAUACCACUGCCGAAAGCUCAAUGUGACAUUUGUGGUGUUUGGUUGAAGCAUAAACGUCGCCUUCAUCAACAUUAUAUGAGAAACCAUCAGGAAAUGCAAGAUGCUCAGGACGGCGAUGCAAAGUUUCUCAAUUGCCCGAUUUGUAAGAAAAACGUGCAGAACAAGCGAUUGUUGGACUGCCAUAUUCGAAAUUCUCAUGGCGAACGAAAACAUCAGUGUACACUUUGCGACAAAGCAUUCAGAAAGGCUACAAUCCUAAAGGAACACAUAGCAGCACUUCACACUGGUGUAGAUUUGUACAGUUGUACGUACUGCGAUAAAACUUUCAAAUCCAGUGCGAACAUGUACAAUCAUCGGAAGAAGGCCCAUGUAGCAGAAUGGGCCAGAGACAGAGCAGAAAAAGAUAGCUGCAAUCAAGCCGCUCCCAGCGAAACUGAGACCUGCUCCUAUGGAUCCCAUCCCAAAAAACUUAAAUCUUGCCCCCUAAAGUACAAUUUUGCCAAAGUGGUGCGAUUAGAGUUACGCCAUCAGAACUACUUCAACUCAAUCGGUUUGGUUGAUGAAAUAAAGCAAGAGCGAUGUGUCAGUCCUGUAGAGGCAGCGGUGGAAGCUUUUCUCUUUGUAGACAAAUGCGAAGAAGAAACGGAUAUAACAAUAAAGACUGACGACAUGCAGACACCAAGCAUGGAAAACAGUUGUGAUGAAGAUGAUGACGACAAUAGGGGCUCUCAAAGUGAAGCUAAGGGAUCCUUUGACGAUGAUAAUGAACCAUCCGUUGAUAAGCCUAGAAGAUAUAACUCGAUCAGUCGAUCGGAAAUCGAGCGACAGGAUGCAGAGAUUCGUAAAUUUUUCCCGAUGAAAUGCGAUUUUUGCAGUGACGUUGAUUUCGACACAUUGAAGAAAAUGAGGAAACAUUAUCGUCAAGUGCAUAAAGUAGCUAAAGGAUAUUUGGUUUGCUGUGGAAAUAAGUGUACAUUGUGCGACAAGGCAUUCAAAACGAGUCAGGGCUUAAAGGAACACAUAGCAGCACUUCACACUGGUGCAGAUUUGUACAGUUGUGCGUACUGUGAUAGGACUUUCAAAUCGAGAGCGAACAUGUACAAUCAUCGUAAGAAGGUCCAUUUAGCAGAGUGGACCAGAGACAAAGCAGAAAAGGAGAUAUGCAAUCAAGAAACACCUAGUGAAACUGAAACAACAGCUAAGACAAGAUUGGAGUUCCGCCAUAAGAAUUCCUUGAACUCAAUCGUCUUGGUCAAAGUUGAUGAAAUAAAGCAAGAGCGAAGUGUCAGUCCUAUGGGUGAAGCAUUGGAAGCUGAUUUAAACAUAGUUAAAUGUGAAGAGGAAAAGGUCAUGACAAUAACGACUGACACGCAGGCACUGAGCAAGUGCAAAAGUUCUGAUGAAGAUAGCAACGAUAAUAGCGGCGAUCAAAGUGAAGAUGGUGAAUCCACUGAAGACGAGGACAAGCUUUCCUUUGAUAAGCCUAAUAGAAUUAUCUCGCACAGUCGAUCAGAAAUAGAGGAACAGGACGCAGAGAUUCAAAUGCAGGAAGCUCAGAACGGUAACUUACAGGCUGCCAGUUGUCCGACCUGUAACAAAAAGAUGCAGAGCAAACGGUUAUUAGCCAGUCAUAUCAAAUACGCUCAUGGUGAACGAAAUCAUAAGUGUUCAUUGUGCGACAAAGCAUUCAAGACGAGUCAAGGCUUAAAGGAACACAUAGCAGCACUUCACACAGGAGCAGAUUUGUACAGCUGUACGUACUGUGAUAAGACUUUCAAAUCAAAUGCGAACAUGUACAAUCAUCGUAAGAAGGCUCAUUUAGCAGAAUGGACCAGAGACAGAGCAGAAAAGAAUCAAUGCAAUCAAAACGCACCUAGUGAAACUGACAGACUAGCUAAAAUGAUGUGUUAUGUUGUUUCGAAUGCUCAUUCCGACGAAAUGAAUUCGAAUUCGACCCAAAUAUGCCGUUUAUGUCUGGAAACUAGUGAUGGCCUACUUAACAUUUUCGAAACGUUUCAAGGCUCAACCAUCGCCUCAGUUUUGGCUAAACAUUUCUGGUUCCAGAUUAAUAAAGAUGACGGUAUGCCGGAAUGGGUGUGUGAAAUAUGUUGGAUCCAAACGAAAACGUUCCACCAUUUCUACAAGAGAUUGGAGUUCCGCCAUAAGAAUUGCUUGAACUCAAUCGUCUUGGUCAAAGUUGAUGAAAUUAAGCAAGAGCGAAGUGUCAGUCCUAUGGGUGAAGCAUUGGAAGCUGAUUUAAACAUAGUUAAAUGUGAAGAGGAAAAGGUCAUGACAAUAACGACUGACACGCAGGCACUGAGCAAGUGCAAUAGUUCUGAUGAAGAUAGCAACGAUAAUAGCGGCGAUCAAAGUAGUGAAGAUGGUGAAUCCACUGAAGACGAGGACAAGCUGUCCUUUGAUAAGCCUAAUAGAAUUAUCUCGCACAGUCGAUCAGAAAUAGAGAAACAGGACGCAGAGAUUCGUAAAUUUUUCAGAAUGAAAUGCGAAAUUUGCAGUGACGUCGAUCUCGAUACAUUAAAAAGAGCGAGAAAACAUUAUCGUCAAGUGCACAAGACGAGCGGUUAUUUGAUCUGUUGCGAAAAGAAAUUUAAGUUCCGCUACAGGAUGCUAGAUCACGUGCGGAACCACGUUAAUCCAGAAGCACACCGCUGCGAGCAAUGUGGCAAAAGUUUUAAAGACAAAUAUGGACUGAAACUACACUCGAAAAUUCACAUACCACUGAAUUUGCGUGGCUAUAAAUGUAGCUUAUGUUCGAAGAUUUGCACGACCGCCAAAUCACUGAAAUAUCAUGUUCAACACAAACAUCCAACGGAUUCGUCUGAAACAUUUCCUUGCGACCAGUGUGACAAGAAUUUCCAGUCAAAAAUGUCACUAACCUCUCACAUAAGGAACGUUCAUGACUCUUCGUUGGAUCACGUUUGCGAGAUAUGCGGUCGCGCGUUCAAACGCAAUGCCAGUCUUCAAAACCACAAAGAUAUAGAGCAUUCUACAACACCUCCGCCGAAAGUUCAGUGCGACAUCUGCGGUACUUGGUUGAAACAUGAACGUAAUCUUUGGCACCAUUUUAAAAUGCACCAAGAAAUGCAGGAAGCUCAGGAUGGUAACUCACAGGCUGCCAGUUGUCCGAUUUGUAAGAAAAAGGUGCAGAGUAAACGGUCAUUAGCCAGUCAUAUCAGAUGUGCUCAUGGCGAACGAAAUCAUAAGUGUACACUUUGCGAUAAGGCAUUCAGGACGAGUCAAGGCAUAAAGGAACACAUGGCAGCACUUCACACUGGUGCAGAUUUGUAUAGUUGUGCGUAUUGCGACAGGACUUUUAAAUCGAAUUCGAACCUGUACAAUCAUCGUAAGAAGGUCCAUUUAGCAGAGUGGACCAGAGACAAAGCAGAAAAGGACAGAUGCAAUCAAGUAGCACCUAGUGAAACUGAAACCACAGCAACAAUGGUGGUUGAUGAAUAAAUCUAGCAACGCAAUCAACUAU
Messenger RNA from Bradysia coprophila, 4652 nucleotides. RefSeq lists its product as uncharacterized. Gene Ontology annotation, cellular component: nucleus. Gene Ontology annotation, molecular function: zinc ion binding. Lineage: Eukaryota; Metazoa; Arthropoda; Insecta; Diptera; Sciaridae. The record is from RefSeq and is a predicted model, not a curated record.